Molecule: messenger RNA, 2905 nt
Organism: Varanus komodoensis (Komodo dragon)
Lineage: Eukaryota; Metazoa; Chordata; Lepidosauria; Squamata; Varanidae
Gene: DDX51
Product: DEAD-box helicase 51
Exons: 16
Coding region: 33-2081 (682 amino acids)
Cellular component (GO): nucleus
Molecular function (GO): ATP binding; nucleic acid binding
Source: RefSeq, a predicted model, not a curated record
CACGUCAUCAGGGAGCGCCGGGGAGCCUCGGCAUGGCGCUGUUCCUCGUGCGCAGGUACAUUAGUGAAGAAGAGGAUGAGCAAGAAGAGAAAUCGCAAGAACUUCUUCAUCAGCUACAGGAACGAGCAAGAGCCCGGGAGUUGCAAAAACAGCAGGAUGUGCUCGUUUCUUCAGAACAACGGGGACUAGAGAAUGAAAUUAGUGGACUGGACUCUGAGCAGAAAUCAGAGAAGAAGAAGACAAGUGAGGUAUCUUUUUUUGAAAUAAGCCCUAGAAAGAGGAACAGAAGACUACAUGUUGAUGAGAAAAAAAGCUUGGAUGAAGCAAAUGGUGGCUUUGGUUCAAGUAGAAGGAAAAAGAAUGGAAAAGACUCCCAAGUGGCCCAAGGAAGGAUAGAAGCCACUGAAGGAAAUGCAAGUCAGUUGGUGAGUUUUUUGGAAAGCAGAGGAACAGGAGCAGGCGAGAGAAAGGAUGAUCUUGGAUCAAAGAGAAGUCAAGGCAGAGAGAAGCAGAUGAUGCUGGCACCAAAUCCAGAGGAGGGAAAGCCUCCAGCUUCUAGCAUGGCUUUUCUGGGUCACUGUGCUCAAAAGACUGUGCAGAAGGGGCCCUCUCUUCUGCCACAGUGGCUCGCUCAACCCAGGCUAGUCCAGAGACAGAUUAAGGAGAACCUGACCUCAUUUGAGGAAGUCCCAUUAAUCCAUCCUAAAUUGGUGAAGAAAAUGCAAGCAAAUGGAAUAGAAUCUUUGUUUCCAGUUCAGGCUGAGGUGAUUCCAGUCAUCUUGGAAAGUGUGUCCAAUGGAUUUUUGGCUGGGAGGGGUGGCUACCGGCCUAGUGAUAUCUGUGUCUCGGCCCCUACAGGCAGUGGGAAAACACUGGCCUUUGUCAUUCCUGUGGUGCAGGCUCUGUUAGACCGAGUUGUCUGCCAAGUGCGAGCCCUGGCCGUCCUGCCCACCAAAGAGCUGGCGCAGCAGGUGAGUAAAGUGUUCAACGUCUACACUGAUGGGCUGGGGCUGAAAGUGGUACAACUUACUGGACAGAAGUCUUUUGCAAAGGAGCAAGAAUCACUUGUUGAGAGGACGCUGACUGGAUUCCGCAGUCUGGCAGACAUUGUUGUAGCCACUCCUGGGCGCCUUGUGGACCAUCUCCAGCAAAGCCCCCAGUUCAGCUUGAGAGAGCUUCGCUUCCUGAUCAUAGAUGAAGCAGACCGCAUAAUCGACAGCAUGCAGCAGGACUGGCUGCAGCAAGUUACGAAGGCUGCCUGUCAUUCUGAAGAGGAGAUGGGUCCCAUCAGGCUUUUCAGGCAGGUGGGACAUGGGCUUCCCAUCACAGCAGCCAGGUCUUGCUGUCCAUAUCUCCCUCUGCAGAAGCUUCUCUUCUCAGCCACUUUGACUUGGAACCCUGAGAAGUUGCAGCAACUUGGCCUUUAUCAACCAUGCUUGUUCAUGCCAGUCUCCUCUGAGAAACAGGCUGAAGUCCAACAAGAACCUGAGAAGAAAUACACUAUCCCUGAGGGGCUUUCACAGUACUAUGUGCCCUGCAGCCUGAGUUGGAAGCCACUGUUUCUCUUGCAUUUUCUUCUGAGGCUGAAGUUCUCCCGCGUUCUCUGCUUCACCAACAGCAAAGACACUUCACACAGGCUGUUCCUGCUGAUUCGAGCCUUUGGUGGAGUGAAUGUGGCUGAAUUUUCUUCUAGGCUGAGUCCAAGCCAAAGAAAGCGGACGCUGAAGGAAUUUGAACAGGGGAAGAUUCAGCUUUUGAUCAGCACAGAUGCCACCGCUCGAGGGAUUGACAUUGUUGGGGUAAAAUGUGUCAUCAGCUAUGAUGCGCCUCAAUUCAUCAGGACAUAUAUUCACCGGGUGGGCAGAACAGCCCGUGCUGGGAAAGCUGGCCUGGCCUUCACCAUGCUGCUGAAACAGCAGGAGCGCAAGUUCUUGAAGAUGCUGAGGGAUGCUGGCCUUCCAAAGUUGGAACAGCAGCUGGUGAAGAGCAAGUUUAUUCAGCCUCUCCUUCAGCCGUACCAGGAAGCACUAGCUGAACUGCAGCAAAUUGUCAAGGAGGAGCAAGCUGAGAAAAGAUCCUGAGGCAGCUGAAGGGAGUGGAUUCAUGUUUGGAGAGGAGGUGGCAGAGAACAAACACAGAUGGAGCGCAGCUGGAGUCGUGAUUUGGACCCUGCCCUUCUUGUGUCUAUAGCAUUCCAAAGCAAGUACGAGUGAUUCCAGGCACCCUGAAACAUCAAGAAGUGGUCCAUCCCGCAGUGGAAGUACAGCAGGUUGCCAUUCCCUGCUCCUAGAAGGCCAUUAUAUUUAGAUGAAAAUGGUUCUUUAACUCAGCCCAGCCUCUUCUUUGAAGUGGUCCCUACCCUCUUCAAUUUUGCUUGAUUAAUUGGAGCUUGCUUGUUCUCUCAAGAAAGGAUCACAUCUUUGCUGUACCACCUGCACCCAAAGAGGUGUUUCUGCAGCGUGGCUUGUUCUUCACCCAGGGAUGCCUUCAGCAGCUGAGAUGGCUGCUCCAGUAGGAGCCCUCUCUUUACAAAGUAGAGGAGGCGACCCUCAGACAUGAUUUAUGUCAAAAUGUGGCUUAGGCUUUUUGUGUUUUUAAGGAAUGCGAUGGAUUUUGGUCAAGAGUGAUCUUGUAAAUGAGACAAAAUAUUAACUGCUCUUGAACCCUGAGCACUCAAACACAGCUCUGUUUCUAGAUGUGUCGGUAGCAUGCUGGAAGUGGUGUAUUUCAGAAGUGAGUUACCUGUGAAGAACUUUUUGUCAUGCCUGAAUCUGCCAGUCAACAAUUGUUUGAGCAGUCCUAGUAGGGAAGCAGGAGAAAAUAGUCUCUCUCAUCCUUUGAAGGUUUUAUCAUGUCCUAGUUUCGAUGUCCUUUUAUUUAAAUUAAAGACCCUGAUCCACUUGUA